AUGGAGAGGGAGAAGCAAUGGGGCACAAACAGAGGGAGAAGCAGUGUGGCACAAGGGGAGGGAGAAGCAGUGUGGCACAAUGAGAGGGAGAAGCAGUAUGGCACAAACAGAGGGAGAAGCAUUGUGGCACAAGGAGAGGGAGAAGCAGUGUGGCACAAGGAGAGAGAGAGAGACAGAGAGGGGGAAACAGUGUGGCACAAAGGGAGGGAGAAGCAGUGUGGCACAAUGAAAGGGAGCAGCAAUGUGGCACAGGGAAAGAGAGGCAGUGAGGCGCAAAGAGAAGGCGAAGCACCAUGGCACAAUGAGAGGAAGAAGCAGUGUGGUAAAAAACAGAGGGAGAAACAGUGUGGUGCAAGGAGAGAGAAAGAGACAGAAGCAGUGUGGCACAAGGAGAGGGAUGAAGCAGUGUGGCACAAGGAGAGAGAGAGAGUAAAAAACAGUGGGUCACAAGGAGAGGGAGAAGCAGUGUGGCACAGGGAGAGAGAGAAGCAGUGUGGCACAAGGAGAGGGAAAUGCAGUGUGGGACAAGGAGAUGGAGAUGCAGUGUGGCACAGGGAGAGGGAGAAGUAG
This is a messenger RNA of Protopterus annectens (West African lungfish), 570 nucleotides long. RefSeq names its product octapeptide-repeat protein T2-like. The record is from RefSeq and is a predicted model, not a curated record. The transcript has a single exon. NCBI's taxonomy places the organism in Eukaryota, Metazoa, Chordata, Ceratodontiformes, Protopteridae. The coding region runs from base 1 to 570 and encodes 189 amino acids.